AUGAGGUGGAAAACAGUGUCAGCCAUCUUCUUCUUGGUGGUGCUCUACCUCAUCAUCGGGGCCACAGUGUUCAGAGCACUAGAGCAGCCGCAUGAGAGUUCCCAGAAACUGGCUAUCCUUGCUGAAAAAUUGGACUUCUUGGCCGUGCAUGCCUGCGUGAACUCCUCUGAGCUGGAGGAUCUCGUCAAGCAAGUGGUUUCCGCCAUCCGAGCAGGUGUGAACCCUUCAGGAAAUUCGUCCAAUCAAACGAGCCUGUGGGAUCUCAGCUCUUCGUUCUUCUUUGCCGGCACUGUCAUCACCACCAUCGGAUUUGGGAACAUCUCUCCUCACACAGAAGGAGGGCGGAUCUUCUGUAUGAUCUACGCUCUACUGGGGAUUCCUCUGUUUGGAUUCUUAUUGGCCGGUGUGGGCGACCAGUUGGGGACCAUCUUUGGGAAGGGUAUUGCCAAAGUAGAGAAGAUGAUUGUGAAAUGGAAAGUCAGCCAGACAAAGAUACGCGUCAUCUCGACGGUACUCUUCAUCCUGUUUGGGUGCCUCAUCUUUGUGACCCUUCCAGUCAUCAUCUUCAAGAACAUUGAGGGCUGGAGCACGCUGGAGUCCAUCUACUUUGUGGUCAUCACCCUCACUACAAUUGGAUUUGGAGACUUUGUAGCUGGUGAAAAAGGUCACUUGGAGAACAGUGGAUUAGAGAGCCCAGAGUACCUGGACUACUACAAGCCUGUGGUCUUGAUCUGGAUUCUGGUGGGCCUGGCUUACUUUGCUGCUGUGCUCAGUAUGAUUGGAGACUGGUUCCGUGUCAUCUCCAAGAAAACUAAGGAGGAGGUCGGGGAGUUCCGGGCUCACGCGGCUGAGUGGACGGCCAAUGUGUCAGCUGAGUUCAAAGAGACCCGGCGGCGCCUCAGCGUGGAUAUUUAUGACAAGUUUCAGCGGGCCGCUUCCAUCAAGCGCAAGCUGUCAUCUGAGCUGGGCAUUAACGCAACCAUCAGCCAGGAAAUGACCCCAGGCAAGAGGACGCUGUCGGUCAACCUGGGGGAGGAGAGGGAGGCUUACCCCAACUUGGCUCUCUCGCUCACCCCUGUCCCGGGGACCCUGACCAGGAACGGCAGCCUCUACCUGAACGGCCUGAGCCCGGAUUGCGCCGAUCGAAAGGAGAUUGCUAUCAUCGAAAAUCUCAAGUGA
Myripristis murdjan (pinecone soldierfish) is the source of this 1179-nucleotide messenger RNA. It is a transcript of the gene kcnk2b, whose product is annotated as potassium channel, subfamily K, member 2b. Gene Ontology annotation, cellular component: plasma membrane. The transcript has 7 exons. Lineage: Eukaryota; Metazoa; Chordata; Actinopteri; Holocentriformes; Holocentridae. The coding region runs from base 1 to 1179 and encodes 392 amino acids. Gene Ontology annotation, molecular function: outward rectifier potassium channel activity; potassium ion leak channel activity. Gene Ontology annotation, biological process: potassium ion transmembrane transport; stabilization of membrane potential. The record is from RefSeq and is a predicted model, not a curated record.